Molecule: messenger RNA, 2133 nt
Organism: Nipponia nippon (crested ibis)
Lineage: Eukaryota; Metazoa; Chordata; Aves; Pelecaniformes; Threskiornithidae
Source: RefSeq, a predicted model, not a curated record
AUGGCUAAAGAAUACGGCGGGAAGCUGGUGUAUCAGCUCUGGAACGGAUUCCUCCUGUGGAUCCUAGCCCUGGCUCAUAGCUCGCCUUUCCUGGGACUGCCGACGAGCCUUGCUGUCACCAUCCGGCUCUGCCUGCCGCGCUCAAGCUGCGUGCGACUGCACCCUGUCGGCGAGGGCGCCGGCAGCGCUGAGGCUGCCCACAGCUCCCCGUCUCCCGCGGCCAAGAAGAGAAAGCUCGUUCCCAACGGCCCCCAGGCGAAGAGGAAGCCAUCCGCCAGCAGCGACGACAGCUCCAGCGAGGAGGACCGGAGGCCGCCAGCCAAGAAACCAGCAGCAGCUGUGCCCAAGGCAAAAGCAGUUCCUCCAGCCAAGAAGGCAGAGAGCAGCAGUGAGGACUCCAGUGACGAUUCAGACUCGGAGGAGGAGAAGCCAGCAAAGAAAGGUGCAAAACCUGUGGUGAAGCCAGCUGGAGCCAAAAUCCAGCCUCAGAAGAAAGCAGAGAGUUCCAGCUCUGACUCGAGCAGCUCAGAUGAAGAACCACCAAAGAAACAGCCACCAAAACCUGCAACGCCUAAAUCAGGAGGUAAAGCUGCCCAGGUGGCCACCAAGGUGGUCAAUGGAAAAGCAGCAAGCAGUAGCAGCAGCAGUGAAGAUUCUGAUGAGGAAAAGGCUGCACCGAAGAAGGCUGUUGCCAAGAAAUCACCUCUGCCGAAACCUGCAGCCACUCAAGCAUGUCCAGGGAAAAACAAACGUGCCAAGGAAAGUUCCAGUAGCGAGGACUCAUCUGACAGCUCAGAUGAUGAAAAGCCACCUGCAAAACAAAAGCCAAAGUCUGGUCAGUACAGUGCUGUACCACCUCCUCAAGCUACGCAGAUGAAGAAGGGCCUUGCCAAGACUCCUGCAAAAAAGGCUGAGAGCAGUGACUCUUCAGACAGUAGUGAUGAGGCAGAGCAGGUGCCCCGAAAGGGAGGAGCAGGCAAAGCAGUAGUAGCUAAAACAACCCCUGGCCCCGCAAACAAAGCUGUGACUACCAAGAAGGCUGAAUCCAGUUCUGACAGUGACUCAGAUUCUAGCUCUGAAGAUGACAAGAAGAAGGUAGGGAGUAAGCUCCCAGCUAAACAACCUGUGAUAAAGAAUACUUCCAAACCAACAAAAGUAGCUGUCAAGCCUGGACAAGCAAAGAAAGACUCCAGUUCCUCCUCAGAUAGCUCAGAUUCUGAUAGCUCUGACAAGAAGGCCCCUGUGAAGCCCGCAACUAAAGCAGCAACGCCUGCAACAAAGAAGUCACAAGCUGCCACAAAGAAAGCACAAAGUAGCUCUGAUUCAGAUAGCAGCUCCAGCAGCUCUAAGGAUGAGAAGAAGAAGAAGAAAGGCACUCCAGCUAAAUUAGCUGGCAAAGUGGGUAAGCCAGUGUCCAAACCUUCUGCCCCAGCUCCCAAAGCAGGCACUUCUGACUCUGAUAGCUCGAGCAGUGAAGAAGAAGAAAAGAAGCCAGCAGUGAAACCAGCCACCAAAUCUACAGGGGCAGCAAAAGCAACUGUGGGGAAGAAGGCAGCUGCUUCCAGUAGUGGUAGCAGCUCAUCUGAUAGUUCCAGCGAAGAGGAAGAGAAGCCCAAAAAGGCAGGGAAAGGGGCACAGAAGAAUUCUAAGACCACUGCCUCCACAGAGAAAGCAAAAGCAUCCACACCAGUGGCAAACAACCUGAAGUCUAAGGCAGCUGGUGGCAGCAGUAGCAGCAGUGAAAGCAGCUCUGAAGAAGAGACUGGCAAAGUCAAUGGAGGCACGAUCAGGAAGAAACAGAAGAGGGAAGAUGUUCAGGAGCCAGAGACGCCACAAGGUGAAAAGGCAAAGAUCAAAGCCAAAACACCACACACAGUUCCCAAGGUGAAACGGGUGACCUCUCCAUUCCGCCGCGUAAGGGAAGAAGAGAUUGAGCUGGAUGCCCGUGUUGCUGACAACUCAUUUGAAGCAAAGAAAGGAGCAGCUGGUGACUGGGGUGAGAAGGCUAACAAUAUCCUGAAAUUCACUAAAGGCAAAUCUUUCCGCCAUGAGAAGACAAAGAAAAAACGAGGCAGCUACCGUGGGGGCACUAUAUCGACCCAAGUCAAUUCCGUCAAGUUUGAAAGUGACUGA